This is a messenger RNA of Acaulospora colombiana, 861 nucleotides long. The record is from the annotation of a GenBank genome assembly. Lineage: Eukaryota; Fungi; Glomeromycota; Glomeromycetes; Diversisporales; Acaulosporaceae.
CGUUUGCGAUAUUGAGAGAAAUUCGAAUAGAAGAGUUGGAAUUGAAUGAAACAAUUGAGAGAAUCGGAGCCGAAACGGUGGAAAUUGCAGAAUCACUUAAGAUCGGAUACUUUCGUUACAUGUUUCAGAAAGAACCUUAUUAUUACGAGGAAAUAACCAAAGAUUACCGAAGACACAAAGAAAUGGUGAGAGAUCUGAAGAAGCACAAACUCCGAUUGGAAAAUGAGACGGGAAGAAAGUACCGUGCGAGUGAAAUUGAUGAUACCGAAUUUCGCGAGAAGUUAAAUAAACUGACAGCAUCGCCAAUUUUAAUGAGGCUAUGCGAAUGGUUAGAGAGCUUGGAAGAAGACCCCGUGAUUUUUAGACCUUAUAAAAACCUUGAGCAUGUGUUGGGCGAUAGACCCACUCUAUUCUAUUAUUUGCAUGCAAAAACAUUAGAUGAAAGGGUUGGAAUUAAUUUAAAUAAUAUUAGAAAGCACAUUCUACAUGAUAGGGAUAAAAUUUUUCAAGAUUUACUUGAAAUAAUUAGUCGAAAAUUCGACAUAAGUUACGUGCAAACUAUUCAAGAUAACGCAACAGCGCCAAUCAAUUCUAAUCGAGAGGAGACGCGUGACCAUAAAGAAAAAGAGAAAUAUUCGGACUGGUGUAAUAGUAUUUUGGAGCGUUGGUCGGCGGGCCUUCUCGACGAGACCGUCGAGCGAAAGCAAACGAGAGAGAACGAUGACCACGACGCAAAUGAUGAAUACGUUGCACCCUCAAGUGAAGCUUUACAAGUGUUCGACAACAUCCAAAUCAAUUUUAAUAUGUUGGUUGGCCUUUUUACGGUCAAAAACUAUUUUCAGAAGGACAGUUCUGUUCUGG